UUUUCUUACUCUUCUAAUGCCAAUCUAUACAUAAUAUUGUUAAGCCAUGCACAAAGCUUAUUAUGAUUUAUGAAGGCUUAAGCUGGCAUAUAGCCAUGGCCUCUCCGUUCUUUGACGAGCUCAGGAAGCAGGCCUCCUCCUUCCUCAAGGAAAAGAUCCGGUCAGCUCGGUUGGCUCUCACAGAUGUCACCCCAGCUCAAUUGCUCACUGAAGAGGCAACAAACGGGGGCCCUUGGGCUUCCGAUGCGAUGACCAUGAACCGGAUUUCAAGGGCGGCAUUUGAGGUCGAUGACUACUGGAGAAUCGUGGAUGUGUUGCACAGAAGAUUGACCAAGUUUGAGAGAAGGAAAUGGAGAGAGGCUUACAAGGCUGUGAUCGUUCUAGAGCAUCUGUUGACCCAUGGUCCUGAGAGUGCUUCAGAAGAGUUCCAGCAGGAUAGAGACACCAUGGAGGAGAUGAGCAAAUUUCAAUAUGUAGAUGAGAAAGGGUUCAACUGGGGCCUCUCUGUAAAGAACAAAACAGAGAGGGUCCUCAAGCUCCUGGAGAAAGGUCCUCUCCUCAAACAAGAACGCGCCCGUGCUCGCCAAAUAUCGCGCGGAAUCCAGGGUUUCGGCAGCUUCAAUCUGAGCUCCUUCUCUAUCCAAGCCAACCAAGAAACCUCCUCCACAUUUGACAGAAUUAAUUCCACCUACGAAGGCAAUGCACAGAGGAAGGAGGAGAUGAAUCCAGAGUCGGAUAUCGAAAAUAAACGCCUUAUAACUGAUGUAGAACUCAAGAACGGAGAUGAAACAGAGGAGGGUAACGAGGCGUUGAUGUUUGAGAAAGAAGUUCAUCCUUUUAGUCGCUUGGAACAGGAAAGUGUGAGUUUGCUUCUGAUGACUCAGUAGCCAACGAUGAUAUAUGCAUCAUCAUAAUUUAGAAGAAGCGAACCCUAUACCAAACCUUGGAUGCAGCUCUCUUCGAUUUUAGCACGACCGAGGUCAUUGUAAAAUGUAGAACUAGAAAGAUUAAAUCUCUGGUUUAGCAAAACUGUAGUAUGUAUGUUGUUUGUGUGUGGUGGUUGAUACAUGCACCUCUAAUUUUGAAUAUUUGUAUAAUGUAAGUUUUGGAUAAAUUACAUUUUGCAUGGUA
Molecule: messenger RNA, 1131 nt
Organism: Zingiber officinale
Lineage: Eukaryota; Viridiplantae; Streptophyta; Magnoliopsida; Zingiberales; Zingiberaceae
Product: epsin-3-like
Exons: 4
Coding region: 63-887 (274 amino acids)
Biological process (GO): endocytosis
Cellular component (GO): clathrin vesicle coat; plasma membrane; endosome
Molecular function (GO): phospholipid binding; clathrin binding
Source: RefSeq, a predicted model, not a curated record